AUGGUGGACUUUGGCCUCUUCGCAGGUGCCAUACAACUGGCAACCAUCAUCAACGAAAUAGCCAGAGCAGCGCAGGCUAAUAAAGUCAGUUGCAUGGCCAUGAACCAUCGGAUCCAGACAGCCAAUGAGAUCAUAAAAGUUGCCUUUGAACAACAUAAAGUCAAUCCAAAAAGUCUUGUCAUAUCCGAGAGUGCAUUCAAAACAUAUUUUCAAUUACUGGAACGAAUGCGCGACUUUGUGGCCGAAAUUAGCAAGCGAAAGACCUUCUCCAAGUUAUUCUAUGCACUGAGAUUUCGGGACGAGUUCGAUGCGUUGCUGCGAGAUUUUGACAGUUGUGUUUUGGAUUUAAACCUUGGCAUUGCUUUGCGGACACAAUCGCAACUUGAAAAGGAUAGGAGUGCACUAGAAGAAGACAUGACGGAACUACGGACUUUUCGGAAGGAGCUUCAGAGCGGUAUUGAUUGCUUGGGGGGUCAACUCAUGGGCAUCCGUCAGAUGAUCGCGACCAAUAGGCCCAUGGACGAUAUCUUAGCACUGGUAGAGAUCGAUUAUAAACAAAUUACAGACAUCACUCCAGGGGAAACACGCCAUGGACGAACGUUCCCAGUCCAUAAGAAAGCAUGGCUCGCACAAGAGGUUGCAGAGAAGCCAUUAGGAUUCUUUGGUUCACAGGAUAUGCUUGAUAUGCUCAAGAACGAAAUCGCCAUUCUCAAAAAGCUCGAUCGUUGCAACUAUAUUACAAAAUUCAUGGGCAUUACUAACAGAAAUAACAACAUCAGUAUUAUCAUGGAAUGGCUACCCGGUGGCGAUCUUGCAACUGCUCUUGCUUCAGUAAGUUACUAA
This is a messenger RNA of Lobosporangium transversale, 843 nucleotides long. RefSeq lists its product as hypothetical. The transcript is spliced from 3 exons. The record is from RefSeq and is a predicted model, not a curated record. Gene Ontology annotation, biological process: cell surface receptor signaling pathway. Bases 1 to 843 code for a protein of 280 amino acids. NCBI's taxonomy places the organism in Eukaryota, Fungi, Mortierellomycota, Mortierellomycetes, Mortierellales, Mortierellaceae.